Messenger RNA from Wasmannia auropunctata (little fire ant), 1396 nucleotides. Its product is annotated as probable palmitoyltransferase ZDHHC24. Gene Ontology annotation, molecular function: palmitoyltransferase activity. NCBI's taxonomy places the organism in Eukaryota, Metazoa, Arthropoda, Insecta, Hymenoptera, Formicidae. The record is from RefSeq and is a predicted model, not a curated record. The coding region runs from base 138 to 977 and encodes 279 amino acids. The transcript has a single exon.
AAAAUGGCGUAAAUCGAACGUGAAAACGUAAACAUUGGAUCUCGAUAGAGGGAUAAUAAAGCGAGGGACAAUUAAAAGUGUAAAAAAAAGCGCUGUCGAAGUUAAAUGUAAUUUCGAGAGCAAGCGAACGCGCGACGAUGAUAAUCCGGAAAAAAGUGUGGCCGCGGACUGUCAGCGAUCUGCUGUCGAUGGCCUUCGUGCUGGCCAUAGCGCCUCUCAUGUACUGGUUCGGAUUGUGGAUAAUAUUGCCGGGAUUGUACGGGGACGAGAACCUGGCGUACAAGCUCCACUUCGUCCUCGGUAGCUUCAUCAUGUUGAAUAUCGUAGGUAACUUCACGUACACGGUGCUGUGCGACACCGGCGUCGGCGGGCGCAUAGUGCCGGUGAGCACCGCGACGGUGGCGGACGGGUGGAGGCUGUGCGCGGUCUGCGAGUGCCUCGCGCCGCCCCGCUCCUGGCACUGCAACACCUGCGACACGUGCAUCCUGAAGCGCGACCACCACUGCGUGUUCACCGGCUGCUGCAUCGGCUAUUACAAUCACAGGUACUUCGUCAUGUUCCUGUGGUACCUGUUCCUCGGCUCGGCGUACGCCUUCUCCUACGGCAGCCUCUUCAUCUGGAGCCGGGUACCCUUCGAGUUUCCGAUGUCCAUCGUCAAGAUGGUCUUCCCCGUGGCGAUCUUCUUCUUCGGCUUCGACAGCUCCAUCGAUCAGUUUUACAUGCUGCUGUACGUCGUGUCGGUGGUGGGCACCCUGUACACCGGAGUGCUGUGCGUUUAUCACUUCAAUUUGAUUCUCAGAGGCGUCGUGGGCAACGAGAGCAACAAGAGAGACUUCACGUACGACGUCGGUUGGAAGGACAAUAUUAGGGAGGUGUUUGGCGAACGGUGGUAUCUGACGUGGUUGCUUCCUUACAUAAAGUCGCAGUUGCCCCACGAUGGAGUUUCAUGGUGUCAUUUGUGUUCGAAGAAAGAUUAAAGUUAAACUACGAUUGAGCGCUGUGAUUCUUCUCUAAACUAUGAAAUGUGUUAAAAGCAAACAUUUAGUGUCUCUGUUAAAAAAAAGGUAUCGAAAGAUACCUUGAUGGCCAAAGAAGAAAGAUGGAAUUUCAACAAUUAGGAAAAAAAGACUACACUUUUUUAAAUCAAAAGAUACUAAUGGAUAUACUCAUUGAAAUGAUUAAUUAAUACUUCAAAGCGUAUCUCUAUUCCAUAUAAUUAUUACUGUCAAUUUGUAAACAAGAUUUAUAUUGAACAUACAGUAUUACAUAAUUUUAAUCGCACAUACACAAAUCAACGUGUAUUUCUUUGGCACAACAUCUGAAAUUAUAUUAACAUUAUUAAUUAUUAAUAUUGUCUCUUUAUGUUAAAGUUGAAUGAACGCAAAAAAUUUUUCAA